Molecule: messenger RNA, 3126 nt
Organism: Oldenlandia corymbosa var. corymbosa
Lineage: Eukaryota; Viridiplantae; Streptophyta; Magnoliopsida; Gentianales; Rubiaceae
Source: the annotation of a GenBank genome assembly
AUGCCACGUGCAAAACGAGUUUUGGAACAUGUUCUUGAGGAGGCUCGCCAACUCGGCCAUUGUUAUAUUGCACCAAAGCACAUUUUGCUUGGGUUGAUUCGUGAGGGUGAAGGUGCAGGUUGUUGCGUCAUUGGUAACUUAGGUGGCGAUUUGGGUGAAAUUCGGACACGGCUGAUUGAAAUGAUACUACGUAAAGAUAAACUAGCAGAAGCAGGAGCUGGUGUGAAGAUGGAGAAUAAUAAUGUUAAUGUACUUGAAGACUAUGGUACAAAUUUGACAGAGCUUGCCAAGGAGGGGAAAUUGGAUCAAGUAAUUGGAAGAGAGGAACUAAUUGAGCGUGUUAUUCGAAUCUUGCGCAAACGGUUGAGAAAAACCCCUAUCCUCGUUGGAGCGAAUGGAGUUGGGAAAACAGCUAUUGUUGAGGGUCUUGCUAAAAGGAUUGCAAGUGGUAACGUUCCUGAGUCAAUUCAAGGGAAGAAGGUUAUAAAACUAGACAUGCGGCUCUUGGUUGCUAGAGAAAAAGAUCGGGAAAAAAGGCUCAGGAAUUUGAUCGAGGUGCUAGAAAAAAGUGAUGACAUUAUACAUUUCAUCGAUGAAGUUAAAUCCUUUAUCGGAGCUGUUGAUGAUGACAUUGACGGAGCAAUAGAUGCGGCAAUUGUUUUAAGACACGCUCUAUCUUGUGUUUAUUGGGGCUACUUUGUACGGCGUGUACAUUAUACCGAUGAUCCAGCUCUUGGGCGACAUAUCGAGCCAAUUAAUGUGCCUGAACCUUCUGUCAAUGAAACUGUUGAGAUUUUGAAGGCGUUUCGAGAGCGAUUCGACACAUAUCACAACGUACGGUACACAGAUGAGUCUUUGGUCGCAGCUGCCAAGCUCUCCCGCAAAUGUUUCAGUGACCGGCACUUACCUGAUAAAGCAAUCGACUUAAUGGACGAUGCUGGUUCUCGGGCUAGAUUCCAUCUUACACGAAGCCAUGCUCAGGUUCAAAAAGAGGUUACAGCAAGGCAGAUUGAGCUCGGACAUGUUAUCUCCGAUAAGCUUAAAGCUCUCCAAAAUCAAGAUUUUGAAAAGGCCUGUGACUUACAUGAUAGAGAAAGAGAUCUAAAGGUCCAAAUCUCAGAAUUCGACAACAAAGAGAUAAAAGCGGACGAAACGGAUAAAUCAGAGGGACUUGUUACUGAAGAGGAUAUCCAGGAUACUUUUCUGUUGGACUGGAUGGUUUCCGAAAUUCCAAUGAAGAGCCAGAGGAAUAAGAAAGCAGUCAUGGCAAGAGCUUUAGUGCAGUCAACGGCUAGUCUACCUUGGGUGCAUCCUACGAUAAAUUUCUCCCAAUCUAAUAGGAUGUUCCGCAUUUCUCCGGCGCCGGCGGCGCCUCCUCUGAGGUUGAAUUUGAGAAGUUUCUCUGGACUCAACAGUUUCGUCGUCCGAUGUGAGGGUGGCCGCAAAUUGUUUUAUCCAGUAGUGCACGCAAUCAUGGAUACAGCUUUGGCUUUCGCUUCGGGAAAGGCCGGAAAGGUCCCAAAACCUUCGUUUGAUGGGUGCACAGAGAAAGCUAAGGAGGUUUUGAAGCUUGCUGAAGAUGAGGCAAGGCUUUUAGGCCAUAAUUUCAUUGACACGGAGCAUAUAUUGUUGGGCCUACUUCAUGAGGAUGAUACAGGUAAUAAUAUUGCAGCUAAGGUUCUGGAAUCCGUCGGAAUUAAUUUGCAAGAUGCCCGUUUGGAAGUAGAGAAAUUAGUUGGAAGAGGAAGUGGUUUUGUGGCCGAGGAGAUCCCUUUUACACUGCGUGCAACGCGAGUUUUGGAAUCUCUCAAGGAGGUUCGCCGAGAACUCUAUGGUGGUUUUAUUGGACCGGAGCACAUCUUGUUCGGGUUGAUUCGAGAGGGUGAAGGCGUAGGAGCUCGUGUUCUUGAGAAUUUAGGUGGUAGUGAAAUUCGGCUUCGUGUGAUUGAAAUGCUACAUGAAACUUAUAAACAAGUAGAAAAAGAAGAAGAAGAAGUUGUUAAUAAGAUGGAUGGAGUUAGUUUACUUGAAGAGUAUGGUAGCAAUUUGACGGAGCUUGCCAAACAGGGGGAACUGAAUCCCUUAAUUGGAAAACAGGAAGAAAUUCAGCAUGUUAUUCGAACAUUGUGCCGACGGUCGAAGAACAUCCCUAUCCUCAUUGGAGAGGAACUUCUCUGGAACAUUAAAAUCAUUCGGAGUGUCGCGCAACGGAUCGCCAAUGGUGAUGUUCCUGAGACACUUCAGCGGAAGGAGGUCAUACAACUGGACAUGAGACUCCUCCUUGCUAGAGAAGAAAACCGUGAAGAAAGGCUGAAUAAAUUGAUUGAGGAGAUAAAACAACGCGAUUGCAUUGUGGUUUUCCCUGAUGAAGUGCAAGCAUUUAUUGGACCUCACAGUGACGUUGACGGAGCAGUUGAUGCUGCAACCAUUUUAAGGUCUGCUCUAUCUCGUGGCGAGCUACAGUGUAUUGGAGCUACUACAAUGGAAUUGUACAAACGGUAUAUGAAGGAGGAUCCAGCUCUAGACAGACAUAUGGACCCAAUUAAGGUGGCUGAACCUUCUGUGGAUGAAAUUGUUGAAAGUUUAAAUUGGUUCCGGGGGACUUUUGAGACUCUUCACAAUGUGCAGUACACAGAUGAGUCUUUAGUUGCGGCUGCCAAGCUCUCGCAGGAAUGUUUCAAGUUCGCUUGCUCUACAACUGAUACCGCGAGGAAAUUGAUGAAUGCUGCUGGUUCUCGUGUUGAAUGUCGUCUUAAACAAAGUCAUGCUAAGGUUCAAGAGGAAGUUGCAGCUCUCCAGACUGAGAUUGGACAAGUCAACUCGGAUAAGCUAGAGGCUCUUGAAAAUCAAGACUUCGAAAAGGCCUUUGAGUUACACGAGGAAGAGGAAAAUCUUAUGGCUCAAAUAGCAGUAAUUUACGAAGAUAGAAAUGAGGCGGAAACUGAGUCAGAUGGAGUUGUGACUGAAGAGGAUAUCCGGGAUACUCUGUUGUUGGACUGGAAUGUUUCGGAAAUUCCAAGCAAUGAUGAAAUCAAUCAGGCUGAAGCUAGUACCCUCUAGUCGUGCUAUUUAAUAUUUGAUCCAAACUGAGAUAUCACUAGACUUAUCAAGUUCAUUCAUCCACCG